AUGGAACCAAAAAACGUUGUUUCGGCUCCUCCGAAAAAUGACAAGUGAGUUUUCUCGGAAAAUUGCAGGGAAAAAUCGGUUUUUCACGAUAGUUUUGUUUUUUAGAGCGAAAGACGGCCGUGAAGUCCGUUUCUGGUUCGUGCUCCACAGCAUUCUCUUCUUGGCCGCUCUCGUCGCAAUUCUCGUCCACUUCAACUUUCACCCGUUUCUCGUCGCCGUUUUCAGUGUCUACGCGUUUUUCCUGAACGCCGCCGCCAUCGGAAACCUUCUUCCCGCUUUGGCGUUCAUCGGAUUCAUGGCUGUUCGUUUUUUUUCUAAUCUUUUUCAUUGAAAUUCGCUAGUACAAGCCGAAACGAAAUUUACAAACGCAAGAUCACGAAAAGUCACGAUUCGAAACGCCAAGCACAUUUUGAAGUUUCUUUUUCAGCUUUUCCAACUCAUCGUCGGAAUCUUUGCUUUUAUGUUUCUCCCGGCCACAUUUUCCAGCGAAGUGGCUUACAUGAAAGGCCUGAAAUGCGCGUUUGCGACGGCGGAGAACGCUACGCUCCAAAUCAAUUCGACGGUGUCUGAAAAUGGAAAUUUUGAUGAGCUCUUUACGGAUCCGUGCCUGAUAGGAGUUCUUGUUGAAGCCGUUACUAUGAUCUACAUUCUUGGUACGGAAGAGUUUUUUCAACUUAAAAAUCCGGGAAAAUGAGGAAAUUUCAACUGAAACCUUUGAAAAAAUGAAGCAAUUCUAUCGAGUUUUUCUACAAUUUCAGCGAUCACAUGGCAAAUGGUCCUCGUUUUCGAGAUUAUGGGUAGUAUGCUCUACGGAAACGAGCUGGAACCGGCGAAAUCCAGCAGUUCGUCGACCCGCUCGUGGUUCGUGACGCACAGUGUCUUUUUCGUGUCCGCGCUCGCCGUCCUCAACGUCUACAUGGAAUUUAAUCCGAUUUUCAUUGGACUUUCUCUCGUUUACACGAUCUUUCUGUACGCGGCCGCCAUCAAAAACGUGUUGUUCGCUCUGAGUGUGAUCAAAAAAAUUGCUGUGAGUUUGAAUCGUAAGAUUCUAGAUUUUUCGAUCGGAUCAUCGGAACCAGAUGAUCCGAUCGACCUGAAACUUGUACCUAAAAUACUUCAAUCCAAGUCCACGAAGCCUGAAAAGUUUGGACCCGGUUGGAAUAUUGCGAGAUGCUCAAAUAACUCGAUUUUCUUUUUUUAGUUCGUCCAAUUCGCUUUGGGCGCUUAUAUGCUCGCGACAUAUCCGAUCUACGUGGGCAGCAGUAUCGCCUACAAUACAGGCGUCGAGUUCGGAAUGAAUGCGGUGGCUGCGUCGAACGGGACGUUUUCGAUUGAUCCGGUCAGCUUGAACCACCACGUUAAAUGGAGCACUGUUGAAGCCAGAAACCAGGCAUUCUUCGUCGCCAUCGAAAUUCUCGCCUACGUUUUUGGUAAGCAACACGAAAAUUUACAUCCAUUACUAAUCGAUCUGCUCUUUUCAGUGGUCAUACUGCAAUUCGUCUUCGUCGGAAGUGUGAAAGAUAUCGUUAAGGACCAGAAAAAGGGGCAUAACCGUACGGAACAACUCGCCUAA
Molecule: messenger RNA, 1573 nt
Organism: Caenorhabditis sp. 36 PRJEB53466
Lineage: Eukaryota; Metazoa; Nematoda; Chromadorea; Rhabditida; Rhabditidae
Source: the annotation of a GenBank genome assembly